Molecule: messenger RNA, 900 nt
Organism: Didymosphaeria variabile
Lineage: Eukaryota; Fungi; Ascomycota; Dothideomycetes; Pleosporales; Didymosphaeriaceae
Exons: 4
Coding region: 1-900 (299 amino acids)
Molecular function (GO): oxidoreductase activity
Source: RefSeq, a predicted model, not a curated record
AUGCCUGCCAUUCAUCUCGGUGUCUACUUGACUUCCGGCUCUGAGACCUAUCAAGCGUGCCGAUGGGCUUUGGAGGCCGGCUAUCGAGGCAUUGACAGUGCCCAAAUGUACCACAACGAGAAGGAAAGCGGGCAUGCAGUCUCCGACUUUCUUUCCAGCAGCGACAACACAGACUCGCUCAAGCGCGAAGACAUCCAUUUCACCUCCAAGCUGGCAUCCAACUCAUCGUACGAUGCCGCCCGCAAAGCAAUCACGCGGUCCGUAAAGGAAUGCGGGCUUGGCUACAUCGAUCUAUUCCUGCUCCACUCUCCGUAUGGGGGCAAGAAGGCGCGCCUCGAAAGCUGGAGAGCAGUCGAGGAUGCAAUCGACGACGGCGAGAUCAGAAUUGGUGGCGUCUCAAACUACGGAGUCAAGCAUUUGCAAGAGCUUUUGGACUCUAAGCCCAGAAUCCUUCCGGCAGUCAACCAGAUUGAGAUCCAUCCGUUCAACACACGCUUCGACAUUGCCGACUUCUGCCAGGAGCACGACAUCGUGGUGGAAGCUUACGCUCCGCUCGUCAGGGCCCUGAAGAUGAAGCACGCCGUCAUUGCGUCCCUGUCGAAGAAGUACUCGUGCACGCCGGGCCAGCUGCUCGUCCGAUGGAGCCUGCAGCAUGGGUACGUGCCGCUGCCCAAGAGCGUGAACAAGACGAGGAUGGUCGAGAACGGUGAGGUGCAGGGUUUCUCCAUCGACGACAGCGACAUGAAGAAGAUGGACGCGCUGGACGAGUAUCUUGUCACUGACUGGUACGUACUUCCCGUCGGGCAGCGCCCACGAAGGAGGGAAGCGACUUCGGUGGCCAAAUUGUCUCCAAUAUAUCCGGGUGCUGACGCUCCAAGGGACCCCACCGACACAGCGUGA